This is a messenger RNA of Naegleria lovaniensis, 462 nucleotides long. RefSeq lists its product as uncharacterized. Lineage: Eukaryota; Heterolobosea; Eutetramitea; Acrasida; Naegleriidae. Bases 1 to 462 code for a protein of 153 amino acids. The record is from RefSeq and is a predicted model, not a curated record. The transcript has a single exon.
AUGUUUCAAGAAAAGACUGUGCUUCGAAUGAAUCAUCAGCAUGAUCUCGGAAUGAUGAACCACAUGCAACUACCAUCAUCAUCAACUACUUUGGACAAAGGCUUCAUCACUCCCAAUCAACAUGCUCCUCCGAAAAUUUCCAUCUCUUCUUCAGGUUUGGAUAGUGUUAGUAGUACCGCUUGUAGUAGUUUUGCGAUAACUCCUUCUCUAUUGGACGCCAUCAUGAUGGAAGAGGCCGGUGCUGUCAUGUCGCCUCCAUUGAUGAAAGCUUUUCAUUCAUCGGAAGGUACUUAUUUGAGCAACGGGCCUCAAAAUUCUCUUCACUACACAAUCAUCAUCGAGUAUAGGAAACAGCAUCACGAACGCAAUUUUUGGACAAUUCGUCUGACAACGACAAUACCAAAUGAUCAUCUACGAAAUUUAGUUUAUGGAGGGAAGAAUAGACUCACGCUCAUUUUCUAA